This is a messenger RNA of Closterium sp. Yama58-4, 1800 nucleotides long. NCBI's taxonomy places the organism in Eukaryota, Viridiplantae, Streptophyta, Zygnematophyceae, Desmidiales, Closteriaceae. The record is from the annotation of a GenBank genome assembly.
AUGGCGGUCGUCGUUUCUUCUUUUAUCCCCCCUCUCUCCUCCCUCCCUAUCCCCACCUCACUCCGCGGAUCCCUCUCGCGACGAUUCCCCUCCGCACUACUUUCGCGCGGCGCCGUCCCUAAUCUCCUCGUCCUCCUCGUCGUGCUCCUAAUCGCCGUCCGAUUAGCUCCGCGAGUCGCCGCCUUACCGCACUACGGCGCCGUCCCCGGCGGAAGCUGUCCCAUGAAUGAUUGGUCCGAAAACGGCUACUGGGGCGCGCUCGAGGCGCGCACGCAAGCCGCGCUCGCCGUGGCGCAGGAGUGGCGCGACGCGGCGAACGAGGCGCUGGGAAAAGUCGAGCCGCUGCAGCUGCUGGUGGCGGCGCUGCUCGCGGCGGUGGUCGCGGGGAAACUAGCGCAACUCGCGGGUGCUGCUUCUGCGCAGAUCCGAUAUCAAGGCCUAGUACCGACUCUUACUGCCCUCUUCUUCUCCCUCAUCAGGCUUCUUCCAGGCGUGAGGGCUUACGUAGAAGAGCAACAGGCGAAGGCCAGGGCGCAGAUAACGGGGGGCGGCAGCAGCAGCAAGGAGCGCGCGCAGUGGCGGAAGAGGCUGCCAGACGUGGGCGCAGAGGCGGACGAGGUGCUGGGGGAGAUGCGCGCACUGAGGGAUAAGGACAAGCAGUGGCAGGGGCGAUGCUCUGGGACCGUCUAUGUGGGCGGAGAGUCAUACGAGAAGCAUAUGAAGCUCAUAUCGGAUGCCUACACCAUGUUCCAGCACACCAACCCCUUGCAUCCCGACGUCUUCCCCAGCAUCACUCGCUUCGAGGCCGAGGCUGCUAGGGACUACAUGCGCGCCAAGAAAGGCAUCACGCAACCUGAGAUGAUAGUACCCGUAUCAGCGCAUGCAGCGUACGACAAGGCAGCGGAGUAUUUCCAGGUGCACUUGCUGCGAGCCCCCGUGGCGGACGACUGGUGUGUGGAGGUGGAUGCAGUGCGGCGCCUCUGCUCCCGCAACACCGUGCUGAUAGUGGCAUCAGCGCCUGGCUUUCCACAUGGCAUCAUCGACCCUAUUCCGGAGUUGGGCGAGAUGGCGUUGCGCUGGGGCACGUGUCUGCAUGUGGACUGCUGCCUCGGAGGCUUCGUGCUGCCCUUUGCUAAGAAGCUCGGCUACCCCCUCCCGCCCUUUGACUUCUCAGUGCCUGGAGUGACGUCCAUGUCUGUGGACGUCCACAAGUACGGCCUCGCUCCCAAGGGCACGUCGGUGGUGCUGUACCGGAACCGAGAGAUCAGGAAGCAUCAAUUCUGCGCCGUGACGGAGUGGAGUGGUGGGCUCUAUGUCUCUCCCACUGUCUCUGGCAGUCGCUCCGGUGCUCUCAUUGCUGGCGCCUGGGCAGCCAUGCGGAGUAUCGGCAUGCAGGGCUACAUGGACAUCACAAAACGACUCAUGGAGGCAUCAAAAGCAAUCGUGGCAGGAGUAUCGCGCAUAAAGGGACUGCAGGUGGUGGGGGAACCGGACAUGACAGUCAUAGCAAUGACAUCCGAUGAGUUGGACAUUUACCGGGUGAAUGAUGCCAUGUCCAGCAAGGGAUGGGCCCUCUCCGCCCUGCACAAACCAGCCAGCAUUCACCUGUGUGUGACGCUGCAGCAUGUGGGCGUGGUGGAUGCUUUCCUGGAAGACCUACAGGCUGCUGUGGAUGAGGUGCGCUCAUCACCCUCCCCUUCAUCUGAAGGCAUGGCUCCCAUCUAUGGCGCUGGUAACCGCAUGCCGGACAGAGGAGCUGUGAAGGAGCUGCUGUUGGACUAUAUGGACUCCCUCACAUGA